Molecule: messenger RNA, 195 nt
Organism: Hansenula anomala
Lineage: Eukaryota; Fungi; Ascomycota; Saccharomycetes; Phaffomycetales; Wickerhamomycetaceae
Exons: 2
Coding region: 1-195 (64 amino acids)
Source: RefSeq, a predicted model, not a curated record
AUGCAAUUCAAAACUGUCGUCGUCGCUUUAGCCUCUGCUGCUAUUGUCUCAGCUCAAAACGCUACCAACGCUACUGGUCACAAUGGUACUAACGGUACCAACGGUACUUCAUCAGUCUCAACCGCUGGUGCUGCUUCAAACGCUAUGGGUGCUGGUGUUUUCGGUGCUGCUGUCGCUGCUGUCAUUUUAAAAUAA